AUGCCACAUCAGAACUCGUCCUCACCACCACUACCUCGGCUACAACCUCCAGAAUCGGACGAGUGGUAUGCCAAAGUCAAGGCUGUGCCUCACAGUUCGCCUGUGUUUGCCUGUAUCCUCCCCGGCUGCGCUAACUCAUAUCAGACUAAGCAGGGACUGGAGCGUCACUUUAUGUCCAUUCAUAUGCCCAAGCCCAUCGUGAAGCCUGUCGCCCCAGUGGCCCAAUCUACAUCCUCAACAUCGUCUUCAGGAUCAACCAACAACGCGGAUCACACUGUUCGUAGGAGUGGCAACAGCAGUACCACAGGAGGUCGAAAGGGGCGUAUCAAGUCGCAUCGUAUUGGACGUCCACCAGGUUCUGGCCUCAAAGCCCGUCUGGAGCAGGAGGCUAUCCAGCGAGCAUUGGACCAAGUGUUGGCCGAGGAACAGGAGAAUCGUCAGAAACACCAACAGCAACAGCAAGAAAAGGACCAACACGUCAAUCACUCCCUCUUGGCCAGCCACCCUGCUUCGACCCGACAGGACCAUGCGAAUGACGACGAGAACAAACCUAGAGAGGAGCGGUCCUACCUCGAAUUCUUUCCUUACCUCAUCACAACUAUUCGACUCGAAAUCGUGGACCCUUCGGAAGCGGUAGAAUCGACGGCCAUGGUCGAGAGCGAGGAUGCUCACACAACUUCGCCAGCGGCAAGCACAUCUGUCGAUAUUAAGACAUCUCCUGUCGAGGCUGCACCACCACCUGCACAAAUGGAAACAGACGCAGACUCCACACCGUCAACACAGCCGACAACGGAGGUAGAGCAACCGCCCUUCCCUGAGUCAUCAAUUCACCAGGAUCCAGUCGAGGCCGCCCCUCAAGAGAAUGCACCAAAGGAGCAGGAUCUGUUGGAUGUCACGAUGGAGAGCGCAGGCGUGUCAAACGACUUGCUGCAACCAUCUGACGAUGAGAUGGACGCUGAUGGGGCCACCUCGGACCGGGAAGUGUUUUUCGACGCUAAAGGCUUUAUGGAGGGCGAAGCUGAGGAUCCUCAAAACUCAAACUCCGUCGUGCCGCUGGAGAAUGGGUCGUCGGAGCCUGUCGAGCCAACCACCACCAUCAUUACCGCCGCCACCGACACCACUGAGACCUCAGAGAUUAAGGUGGAAAGCGACGCCAUGGACGUGGACACAGACCUGAAGGAAACGAAGGAAGCGAAGGAGUCGACACCAUUCACAACCCUCCUGGACACCUCCACUUUGUCAGAGACUGCGGCCGAGAAGCCUCAGGAGGAACAUACCCCAGGUGCAAGCGUUCAGGAGACAGAGCACAAGCCAGUACAAUCGAGCACGCGACAAUCCAAGGCAGCAGCACAGGCGGCUGCUUUACCUACGAUCAAAAUCACUAUUCCUGCACUACCUCCUUCGUCGACUACUGUGCUUGAACCCAAGACUCCAUUGACGUUGCUCCCCAAAUCGACAUUUCGGUUGAUUCCACGCGAAGAGGAUGAUCUGGAGGAAUACCAUUUACCUACAACACACAAUGUGCGAUAUAUCGAGCCAACGGAGACGGAGCUUGCGGAGCGCGUUGAGUACGACAUGGAUGAGCAAGACGAAAUUUGGCUCAAGGAAGUCAACGCGCAACGACGGAAACAGGACCUGAGCGAAGUGACCUCGACCAUGUUUGAGAAGAUCGUUGACCGACUGGAGAAGGAGUGGUUCGACUUGACGAAGAACAUUCCCAAGCCCACGGAAAAUCUGCCUCCCGAGGACUCUGCUUGCAAUAUCUGCGAUGACGGCGAGUGUGAAAACAGCAAUGCUAUUGUCUUUUGCGACGGCUGCAACCUUGCUGUCCAUCAAGAUUGCUAUGAAGGGGGCGCUUUCAAGCAGACCAACACGAGCAGAUGGGCUCAUCUUCUGUGCGCCAGCUGGAUCCCAGAAGUCGGAGUGGCCAACGUUGUCUACAUGGAACCCAUCGACAAUAUCGAGAAGAUCCCAUCGAGUCGAUGGAAGCUGACAUGUUAUAUCUGCAAGCUCAGGAUGGGCGCCUGUAUCCAGUGUGAGACCAAGAACUGUGUCCGCGCGUUCCAUGUGACAUGCGCACGCAAGGCCCAUCUGUAUAUGAAGUCCAAGUUGUCCAAGGUCUCCAAUUCAGGAGGAGAGGUUUUGGUCUAUCGUGCCCACUGCCACAAGCACACACCACGCGACUACAAAGGAUCAAUCGAUAUCGCAGGAGCGGCAGCUGCGGUGAUAGCAAACAAGGGGCUCAAGAAGAAACGCGUCAAGAUUCGCGCAUUGGACGACGACAGCGAUGAUUUGGACUAUGGUCGCAGCGAUUCGGAGGACACUGUGGAUAGGCGGCUCACUUCUUCCAGUAAGGACAAAGGAUCGACGUCAGCAUUGGCGUCGUCACAGUCACUUGGAGGGUCAAGGACGUCCAAGGCUGCUCUCGCUCACCAGAAGCACUAUACACCUGGCGCUCCUCUGGCGCCUAUGCUGAUCGUCAAUCGCCUUCUGCCAUUUGUUUCCAAGCUUACGGCGAAAGGAGCAGGGCAGAAGAAGUUGUCGGCUCAGAACUUUCUCUAUACCAUCUGCAAGUAUUGGUCGCUGAAGCGUGAGUCACGUCGCGGUGCCCCACUUUUGAAGCGCCUCCAUCUUGAGCCAUGGACAGCGUCAGCCUCGGCCCACCGACAAACAGAGGAAGAAAAGACAAAGAAGCUGCAGACGCAGUUGUUGUUGCGAGGCGAUCUGGAAAAGGUGCGGAUGCUUGCUGAGCUUGUUCGGAAACGUGAGCGGGCCAAGCUGAAGCGACAGGAGCUGCAGAACCGAUACCUUUCCAAGAUUAUGUUCCCACUCAAGACGAUUCUGGAGGACACUCUGCUCGAGCUGGAAAAGUUGGAUCGCCAAAAGUAUUUUGCAUACCCCAUCUCGGCAGAGGAGGUCCAGGAUUACCAUGACGUGAUCAAGAACCCGAUCUCCUUCCAGACCAUCAACGAGAAACUCGUCGCUCACAAGUACCAGUCUGUCGAUGAGUUUUCUGAUGACGUGCGGCUGAUUUACGAGAACUGUAUAACCUACAACAAUGCUGACACGCCCUACUACCGAUCUGCGGUUCGUCAGUCCAAACAAGGAGAGCCACUGCUGGAGAAGGCCAAAGAGGACUACGAGAGUCUAGAGAUUGACCCUAGGACAGGAUUUCUGGCGGUCCCUAUCGAUCAAGAGAUCUUCAGCUACAGCUUGGUGCCUUUCCAAAAGUCUGACGACGAUGAGGAGAACUCUACUCCGGCCGAGGAUCCGCCGGCUACUCCCCUUUCUACCUCUACUGAUACUACUUCGCCGCCCAAACGCAGACGAACGACGGCUGAACCGCCAAAAGCCUCUGGACGGACGCUCAGGGGCACUCCGGGCAGGGUCUCACAGGGAAGCAGCCAGCCACCUACACCCAACGGUGACGCCAAACCACCAACGCCAAUAUUGGAUCAAUCACCCGAAAUCCGUGCGCCUGUACGAGCAACAGCACCCACAAGAGCAGGAGCACCCGUACGAACAGGACUCAAGCCAGAGGCUCCUAAGCUCAAGACGGCGACGCUGACAAGAGCGGAGAUGGCCAGGACUAGGGGGGAGACUGGCGAGAGCGUCGAAUGGGAAGCUGCGGAUGAGAUGCUGGAAAAGUUGAAGCUAAAGUCCAAAAAGUCGCGAAGUCUGGCAAAUAGCUUACAGUCCCGAUUGAAGCCAUCGAUUGUCGACAAGGCGGUGGUGAUCAACAAAAAGGCACCCAAGGGAUGGGCAUAUGUUGUUGUUGAGGGCGAGGAGGACACGACGGAAGGCGAGGAUGGCGACGAUGAGGAGCAGGCUUCUUCAACACGCGCAUCCUCUUUGACUCCUGCUCCUGGGCAAUCGUUGCAAGAUCCAGCAGAAGGAGAUGAUACCGACGCUGCGAAACUGGAGGUGGCCAAGCGUGAUGAGAGCCGACGGAAGGGUAGGGAGAAGGCGCUUCAGAAAAAAUUGGACAGGGAGGCCAAGGCGAAGGACCGUAUGGUGAAAUACCAUAGUCAAAAGGCAGAGAAGGCGCGAUUGCUGGAGGAGACGUUGGCCAGGCGAGCUCGUGGGGAGGAGGUGUCAGAGGACGAGGCUGAGAAGAAGAAAAAGAGUUCCAAGCCAGCUGUUGCCACUCGGACAAGGAGGGUUGCUGGCAAGAUAUCGGACGAAGUCAAUCCAUCUGCGCUCGAUGGAGAUGCCCAGAGGUCACAACCAGGGUCACCGUCGGUUACAAGGCCACAUGUCAAUGGAGGGCAGAAAAGUGGCGGAUCAAGUCCUUCCGGCGAAGCUGUGGAGGGCGGUGCUGGUAAGAGGAAUGCGGGAUCACCAGAGGACACGGAGCAGCAGCAGGAAUGUUCCGAAAAGUCAAUCGAAUCGAACCAUAAACCGACGACAAAGAAGAGCUCUGUGAGCGAGCGUCCGUCCAAGGGCAAGCGGAGAUCCCAUGGGGAUGCGGAGAAGCAUCGUCUUGAGGUGGAUGGGGAUGCGAACGGUGGCGAUAAGGGGGAGGAGGAGUCGGAUGCAGCGGAUCGGUCGGAGGAGAGCGAAGCUGUUCGAGCUAAGGAGGAGCCUCCGCGCAAGCGGCAGAAAAAGGCAGGCCUGGGACGAUUGAGUCCACCAGAAGAGCUGGAUGAUGAGUCUGGAGUGGGCAACCCUCGCCGGUUACGGUCCCAAGAGACAACCCCUCAGGCCGUGAAUGCUGCAGCACUUGGGCCUCGUCGGCCCAGUUUGGCUGGUUCUAGGGGUAGUAGCACCAAGGGUGGUGUUGACAGUACUUCUGGUGAAUACAACCAGCAACAGAACCCAGCUGCAGUGUGA
Messenger RNA from Linnemannia hyalina, 4833 nucleotides. Lineage: Eukaryota; Fungi; Mortierellomycota; Mortierellomycetes; Mortierellales; Mortierellaceae. The record is from the annotation of a GenBank genome assembly.